CCCCGGCGGUCGCAGCAGGCAUGGGCUGUUUCUGCGCAGUUCCGGAGGAAUUUUACUGCGAAGUUUUGCUCCUGGACGAGUCGAAGCUGACCCUGACCACCCAGCAACAGGGUAUCAAGAAGUCAACGAAAGGGUCGGUUGUCCUGGGCUAUGUAUUUCGUCACUUAAACCUAGUAGAGAUAGAUUACUUUGGACUGCGCUACUGUGACCGAAGUCAUCAAACGUACUGGCUGGACCCUGCAAAGACCCUUGCUGAACAUAAAGAAUUGAUAAACACUGGACCACCAUACACUCUGUAUUUUGGCAUCAAAUUCUAUGCAGAGGAUCCAUGUAAACUUAAGGAAGAAAUCACAAGGUAUCAGUUUUUCUUGCAGGUCAAACAAGAUGUCUUACAGGGUCGUUUGCCUUGUCCAAUCAACACGGCAGCACAACUGGGGGCAUAUAUAAUUCAGUCUGAACUGGGAGACUAUGACCCAUAUAAGCACACUGCAGGAUAUGUCUCAGAGUACCGUUUUGUUCCAGACCAGAAGGAAGAGCUGGAGGAUGCCAUAGAGCGGAUACACAAAACUUUAGUGGGUCAAGUUCCUGCUGAGGCAGAAGUGAACUACUUAGGAGUGGCCAAAUCCCUAGAAAUGUAUGGAGUGGAUCUUCAUCCUGUUUACGGUGAAAACAAAUCUGAAUAUUUUUUAGGAUUAACACCCAUAGGAGUUGUUGUCUACAAGAAUAAAAAGCAAGUAGGAAAAUAUUUCUGGCCUAGAAUUACUAAAGUUCACUUCAAGGAAACACAGUUUGAACUUAGAGUCCUGGGAAAAGAUUGCAAUGAAACUUCCUUCUUUUUUGAAGCACGUAACAAGAUCACAUGCAAAUAUCUCUGGAAAUGCUGUGUAGAGCAUCAUACAUUUUUCAGAAUGCCAGAGAAUGAAUCUAGCUCUCUGUCAAGAAAAUUCAGCAAGUUUGGAUCCACAGGUUAUAAACAUCGAUACAGUGGCAGGACAUCUCUGCAAAUGGCCAGAGAUCCUUCUGUACAGCUCCCCCGGCCUGACCAGUGCAUAGAAAGAAGUCGCAGCAAGACUUAUCCCAAAAGAACACAACAGACAGGAUCUAAGAACAUGUUCCAGAUUACAGCAAAUGGUGAAAAUGAAGGAACUACCAAAAUUAUUUCGCCCUCCCCUGUAAAAAGCUUUAAAGAGAUGAAAAAUGAAAACAGUCCAGAAACCCAAAGAAAUAAAACAAGUGCUCCAUGGGAGGAAAAUGGCCCACAGAGUGGGCUGUACAAUUCUCCCAGUGACCGCAAUAAGUCACCAAAAUUUCCUUACUCUCGGCGACGAAACCCAUCAGGUGGCAGUGAGAAUGAGUCUGGACAGCCAGUCCGGCGAAGAUCAAGGUCUCGCUGUAACACCAGCAGUGGCAGUGAAUCAGAAAAUUCCAACAGGGAGCAUCGAAAGAAGAGAAACAGAUUACGGCAAGAGAAUGACAUGGUUGACUCAGCUCCUCAGUGGGAAGCUGUACUAAGGCGACAAAAGGAGAAAAACCAGGCCGAUCCAAACUACCGUCGAUCGAGGCACAGAUCUCGAUCGAGAAGCCCAGAUGUACAAGCUAAAGAAGAAUUGUGGAAACAUAUCCAGAAGGAGCUUGUGGACCCAUCCGGCCUGUCUGAGGAGCAAUUGAAAGAAAUUCCAUACACUAAAAUAGAGACUCAAGGUGACCCAAUCCGCAUUAGACAUUCACAUUCCCCUCGAAGCUACCGUCAGUAUCGUCGGUCCCAGUGUUCUGAUGGUGAAAGAUCUGUCCUGUCUGAAGUGAAUGUAAAAACUGAUCUGGUGCCUCCACUGCCUGUUACACGAUCUUCAGAUGCAAAAGGUCCCAGCAUCCAGUUGACUCAACAGAGACAGACUGGAUCUAAAGACAGCCUAAUAGAAGAAACAUCUCAGCUAUCCACUGACAUCAAUGGAAAACCUAGGAUCAUAAAAACUGUACAGAUGUCAAGCUUUAAGUUGGAGACCUGACUUCCAUAACUGAAGAUGAUGAAUCGAUUUUUUCCUUUGAGAACUGAGAUUCUCUCUGUGUGUGUAAGCAAAACAAAUGAAGUUGAUACAGUGAUUUUUUCAAGACCCUCAGAAGUGCAGCCUGCUUGCUGGAAAGACCAAGUAAUGCUUUUAUCUCUGACACU
Messenger RNA from Dryobates pubescens (Downy woodpecker), 2170 nucleotides. RefSeq names its product erythrocyte membrane protein band 4.1 like 4A (gene EPB41L4A). The record is from RefSeq and is a predicted model, not a curated record. The coding region runs from base 21 to 2006 and encodes 661 amino acids. NCBI's taxonomy places the organism in Eukaryota, Metazoa, Chordata, Aves, Piciformes, Picidae. Gene Ontology annotation, cellular component: cytoskeleton. The transcript has 22 exons.